Messenger RNA from Prorocentrum cordatum, 394 nucleotides. Lineage: Eukaryota; Dinophyceae; Prorocentrales; Prorocentraceae. The record is from the annotation of a GenBank genome assembly.
GCGCGGCGGCCGCGCCCUCCGGUGCGGCGCGCGCGCGCGGCGCGCGGGGGAAGCGCGCGCGGCGGCCAUGGCGUCGAACAUGCCGCGGGAGGUGGAGGCCAGGAUACGCGCCCUGCCCGGAAACAACGUGUGCUGCGACUGCAACCACGUCAACCCGCAGUGGGCCACGGUCUCGUACGGCGCGCUCAUGUGCCUGGAGUGCUCAGGGCAGCACAGAUCUCUCGGCGUGCACCUCUCAUUCGUGCGAUCCAUCCAGAUGGACCGAUUCCUGGACAGCGAAGCAGAUCGACGCCAUGGAGAAAUCAGGUGGCAACGGUAAGAUGAUUGAGUAUUUCAGUUCGCGGGGUAUCGACAAGAGCAUGGCCAUCCACACGAAGUACAACACGAAGCAGGC